UGCGGCGGAGAUGGGCGCGGCGGGAAGGCGCUGGGGCCGGCGGGAGCGAGCCCUGCUGUGGACCAUCCUGGUGGCAGCGUGGGACGCGGCGUGGGGGCAGCUGCGCUACUCGGUUCCCGAGGAGCUGCCCAAGGGCUCGUUCGUGGGCGACGUGGCCAAGGACCUGGGGCUGGAGAUGCCGGCGCUCCGCGACCGCGGCAUCCGAGUCGCCUCCGAAGGUAGGAUGCAAUAUUUCACUCUGCACGGGAAAACGGGCCAUUUGGUGACAGCGGAGAGGAUAGACAGGGAGCAGCUGUGCCGGUUGGUGGAGAAAUGCGUUCUGCGCUGUGAGGUGAUCGUGGAGGGGGACAUGAAGUUUUAUGAAAUCGAAGUGGAGAUCACGGACAUUAACGACAACGCGCCCAGCUUCCGACAAGCAGAAAAAGAACUGAGAAUGAGCGAGAUGACAGCUCCGGGGUCACGGUUUCCAUUGGUCGAGGCUCACGACCCGGACUCGGGCCCGAAUUCCCUGCAGCGCUACGAGCUGAGCGGCGACGAGCACUUCUCGCUGGCCGUGCAGGCGGGUCCCGGCGGGGAUCAGCGUCCCGAGCUGGUGCUGGCGAAGGCGCUGGACCGGGAGGAGGCGGCGUUUCACGAGCUGGUGCUGAGGGCGAGCGAUGGCGGAGAGCCUGCGCGGACGGGCACGGCGCGGAUCCGCGUGGCGGUGCUGGACGCCAACGACAACGCGCCCGUGUUCAGCCAGGAGGAGUACACGGUGCGUGUGCCCGAGGACAUGCCCGUGGGCUCCCUCCUCGUUAUCGUCACUGCCUCUGACGCUGAUGAGGGGUUGAACGGACACGUGAAAUACAUUUUCCAUAAAAUUUCAGACCGGGCGUCGGAACUUUUCCAUUUGGACUCUGAGACUGGAGAAAUAUCCCUGAAGGACAAUUUGGACUUUGAGGAAGUAUCCACACAUGAACUGGAGGUGCAGGCACUCGACGGAGGAGAGCUUUUCGAUGCAGCGAAAGUCGCGAUAACAGUGACAGACGUCAACGACAACUACCCCGAGAUUUCAGUGCGAUCGUUUCUGAGCGAGAUAUCGGAGGACUCGCCAUCGGGGACUGUGGUGGCCCUGCUGCACGUGCAGGACAGGGACUCGGGGGUGAACGGCCAGGUGCGCUGCUCGCUGGACGAGGGUGUCCCGUUCCGGCUGCGGAGCUCGCAGGGCAGCUACUACAGUGUGAUGACAUCGAGGGAGCUGGACCGCGAGAAGGUGUCGGAGUACAACGUGACGGUGCGGGCGGUGGACGGCGGGUCGCCGGUGAAGGAGAGCAGCGCGGUGCUGGCGCUGCGGGUGCUGGACGUGAACGACAACGCGCCGGUGUUCGCGGAGCCGCGCUACAGCGCCCGGCUGGCAGAGAACAACGCGGCGGGAGCGCUGGUGCUGACGGUGCGGGCAACGGACGCGGACUGGGGGCAGAACGCGCGCGUGCGGUACCGGCUGUCGGAGGGGCGUGUGCGGGGCGCGCCGCUCUCGUCCUACGUGUCGGUGCAGGCGGAGACGGGCGCGCUGUACGCGCUGCGCUCGUUCGACUACGAGGAGGUGCGCGAGUUCGCGGUGGUGGUGCGGGCGCAGGAUGGCGGGGAACCGGCGCGGAGCUCGACGGCGACGGUGCGCGUCUUCGUGUUGGACCGCAACGACAACGCGCCGCGGGUGCUGUGGCCGGCGCCGGUCCCCGGAGAGGACCCGGGAUCGACCCCCUUCGAGAUGGUGCCUCGGUCGGCCGAGGCCGGGUACCUGGUGGCCAAGGUGGUGGCGGUGGACGCGGAUGCGGGGCGCAACGCCUGGCUGUCGUACGAGCUGGUGCAGGCGCCGGAGCCGGCGCUGUUCCGCGUGGGGCUGCACAGCGGCGAGGUGCGCACGGCGCGGGCCGUGUCGGACAGGGACGCGGCGAAGCAGCGGCUCGUGGCCGUGGUGAAGGACCACGGGCAGCCGGCGCUGUCGGCCACGGCCACGCUGCACGUGGUGCUGGCCGAGAGCUUGCAGGAGGCGCUGCCGGAGCUGAGCGACAGAGAUGCUGUGUCCGAGCUGACGUCUGAUCUAAAUCUCAUUCUUGUAGUGGCACUCGCUGCCGUGUGCUGCUUGUUCUUUUUCACAGUCAUUUUGAUAUUGUUCUUUAAAUGCCGACGGUCGAGGAGCCCUCCCGUUUUUAUUACUUCUGAUAAAGAAAUGUAUUCCACCCUGGGCUCCAAAGCACCGUACAACUACUGCAGCAGCACUUUGCCCUUGCCCUACUCCUAUGAGGUGUGUUUAGCCUCCGAGUCGGGACAGAAGGAUUUUACAUUUGUGAGACCAGAGGCAGCGGCGCUGUCUGACCAUCUCCAAGCCCGGGAACCUGGCUCAGGCACUGACUCUGGCAAAGACCCUCCUAGCCCUGGGAUCUCGACACAGGCGCUGCCGGUGCCGUGGUUCACGCAGUGCCGUGAACCUGCUGGACUGUUGUUGUACGGGAACGGGAACCGCUCCCGACCCCGGCGAACCAGACCGUGCAUUUCCCUGCGUCUGGCUGGUAGAAACAGGUACCAAAGAGCAAGCUGGGAGGCGGUGAGAGCAGGAGGGCGUAUUAAACCGAGAACUUUACGAUUUGUAGGGAAAGAUGCCUGCGGGUACAGUGACGGGACAUGGAGGGGGCGCCUGGGGAGGGUACAGGAGGUGCCGGUCCCAGGUGCUCCUGGGAACCCCGCAGCAGGAGCUGCCCUGCGAGGUGACUGUGCUGCGGCCGGAGCAGCUGCUCAUCACUCGGCAGCACUAAAUCUGUGUCGUUUUACCGGCUACGCUGCUUUGGCGGCACAAAGGCUCGACGCCGUGAGGUAUCAGGAAGGAUCUGACCAAGCGCUUGGGUGGCAGAACCGGCAUUCUGAAGGUCCCGAAGGACACGGAGCUGGAUUUCUCCGGCGCCCUGUGUACUCCGGCAGACCCUCUUCACCUUCCCUUCUUGUUCCCGCUGCUUCUUUCCAGCGCGGUUUUCCCGGGACAUCCCCACCCUCCCCCGUUUCCAUCCCUCUUUCUGGCGUCAUCCUCUCCACUAUCUCUUACACCUUCCUUCCCGCACACGGCAGUCCCCGUGCCCUUUCUACACUGCCUCUCCCAGCCCGGCUGUCCUUAUCAGCCGGGUUUCUCACAGGGAUCUUCUUUCCCUUCGGGGUCAACGGGCUGGAGCAGCGCUGCCUUCGGGCCGGGGCUGCCGCGCUCACCGACGAGCGCUGCCCCUCGGCGGGGUUCCGGUAG
Messenger RNA from Pezoporus occidentalis (night parrot), 3268 nucleotides. Its product is annotated as protocadherin gamma-A10-like. The record is from RefSeq and is a predicted model, not a curated record. Gene Ontology annotation, cellular component: plasma membrane. The transcript has 3 exons. Gene Ontology annotation, biological process: homophilic cell-cell adhesion. The coding region runs from base 11 to 3268 and encodes 1085 amino acids. Gene Ontology annotation, molecular function: calcium ion binding. NCBI's taxonomy places the organism in Eukaryota, Metazoa, Chordata, Aves, Psittaciformes, Psittacidae.